Messenger RNA from Bursaphelenchus okinawaensis, 1885 nucleotides. The record is from the annotation of a GenBank genome assembly. Lineage: Eukaryota; Metazoa; Nematoda; Chromadorea; Rhabditida; Aphelenchoididae.
AUGGUCAUGGAUAAGAGGUCGGUGAACAAUCCGCGUUACCGCCGCUCCGAUCCGAUAGUACCAAAGAGACCACGUGCUGGAUUGGAGAGAAAUGACUCGAUUGACGAGAUUCUGAGGAUGAAGACUCUGCACGACAAGUUCAGAUCGUUGAAUUCGAAGCACAAAGUUCGCUACAGUCCAAUCAAAAUGGUCGGGAAAGGAGGCUUCGGCCAGGUGUUUGAGUGCACGGCUGAUGUUACGAACUCUGGAGGCUACGAGAUGCCGCAGGUGGUGGCGUUGAAGACUGAAACUGGCAGUGAAAUCAAGCUCGAGGUUGGUUUUGUUUAACAAAUAUCGUAUUAGGCUUUGGGUCUUUAACACUAAUUUAUUGAGUGAAUCGAAAGCCCGGUGUGAUAGUGGGGUGAUUUAUUUUUUUCAGGGGUAGAUGGCGAAGGAGAGAAGACCAAGUUUUUCUGGUUUUUACUGUUCAUAUAACAUAAAAAUGAAUUUUUUUGUUUAUCACAUGUUUGUAGAUGAAAGUGUUGCUGAAGCUCAAAAACCACAAUCAUUUUUGUGAAUUGUACGACUUUGGCCAGAUAACACCAGGAUACUCGUUCAUUGUCAUGACAUUACUGGGUCCAAACUUGUCUACAAUCAGGAAAAAAAUGCCUACGAAGCAGUUCACAGUCUCGACUUCAAUCAGGGCUGGUUUACAGGUAAAUAUACAUAGUUCACAGUUGUUAUAGAUAUUUUAAGAUAUUAAUUUAUUUUUAAAUAAAAGUUGCUCUUCUUGCGUAAAACGAACAUACUAUUAAUUACUGCGGUAGUAUCAGUCUAUGUUUAGUUUUGUUAAACUCCAUUCAACGGCGUAUUUUACCUCAUUUCAGAUGCUAAUGGCGAUAGAAGCCUUGCACGGUGCUGGCUUCAUUUCUCGUGAUGUAAAGCCGAGUAACUUUGCCAUCGGAAGACCUAAUGGUAAUCGUCGUAUGGUGUACAUGAUUGACUUUGGCAUAUCUUUGGUCUACAAAGAUCAAAAUGGUCCUGUCAAGCUGAAGAGAAGCGAAAUGACAUGGAGAGGUACCAACAGAUAUUGCUCUUUGGGUCAUCACAAGAAACAUGUAAGACACCAAGGUUUUUGUAGUAUAAUAUAUAGUAAGAGCUAAUUUUUGAAUUUUUUUUUAAUUAUUAAAAGUAGCGGUACUCUUGUUUUUUGUUACUUAAAAUACCGAUAAAUGCGGUAAUUACAACUAAAUGCUAUAUAAAAGAAAUGUAAGGUAUAUAGGCAUAUUAUGAGUAAUAAAAUACAAGUACUUUACUACAUUUGCAGUUGCCAUCUCCAAAAGACGAUGUAGAGAGCUGGUUCUACAGUCUGAUGGAACUGUGUGUGGGCGAGUUACCGUGGCAGUAUCUGGGCAAGCAUCAGAAGGCCGAGACCUGUAAGGCCAAGGAAGUUGUCAGAACCACAAAACGAGAAUACUUUUUGGGAUCGUGUCCUUUCGAAUUCGAUCAGAUCCUGGGACUUAUCGACCGAAUGACUCGCGACAGCAUUGUUGAGUAUCACAAGGUAAUCAUUACUACUACGGUGGCUAAAGUUUAUAGUAUUAUAUAUAAAGGGUUAUACUUUGUAACACAUAUAAAGACUUACAUUAUUUGCUACGUUAUGUUAAUUGUUGUAGUAGUUCUGUUAUAUUUAUGUUAUAUAUAGUACAUGCUAUUUGUUAUGACGCACUUAAUGUAAAACUUGAUUCAGAUCUACGCUAGCCUGACCAGGUGCCUGAUCCGUGACAAGGUCGACUUCAAAGACCCGUACGACUGGGAGUACAUGUUGUCAUCGUACCAAUGCAGUAGCAGUACGGCUGCUUCUUCUGACCGAAUCGAGACUCUCGACAAGUCUCUUUAUCAAUAA